AUGAAUGAAAUAAGAAAUACAGCUACCAACCUGAUGGACAAGCAGUUGGGUCGGAAUCCCGUUUCGGAGACAUACGGCCAGCCGGUCCAAGAUCCAUCAGGCGCAACCAUGAAAGCUGUUGUGUUCAAUGGCUCAAAAAGUGUGAAAAUUGAGCAAGUGCCUAAACCAACAAUCACUCACCCAAAAGAUGUGAUUGUUAAAACGACUGCCUGUACCAUCUGCUCAGGUUCUGAUUCCCACAUGUUUUCUGGCGAAGUUCCAGGUAUUGAUAAAGGUUCUGUCCUUGGACACGAGUCUUGUGGUGUUAUAGUUGAACGCGGCUCAGAAGUCCAGGAUUUAUUUGUAGGUGAGAGAGUAGUUAUCGCUUUCGAUAUUGCCUGUGGAUCCUGUUCAUUCUGUAAACGACGUGAGUUUCCCGGUUGUGACACUACAAAUGACACUAAGCUUAUGGACGUCAACUACGGUGCGCAUCACUCUGCAAUCUUUGGCUAUACCAAGAUGCUGGGAGAUGUCCCAGGCUGUCAGGCCGAAUAUAUUCGUGUCCCGUUUGGUGAUGUCAACUGCUAUAAGCUCCCAGAAGAUAUUCCCGAUAUUAAAGGUCUCUAUAUGUCAGAUGUAUUGUGUACCUCUUUGCACGCAUGCGAGCUCGGCAGUGUCAAAGAAGGAAAUACAGUUGCAAUUUGGGGUAUGGGGCCUAUUGGGUUGUAUGCAGGCCGUUGGGCUGAAAUUCUAGGUGCGAAACGUGUCAUUGGCAUUGAGACUAUUCCUGAGCGCAUUGAAAUCGCUAAGAAUCGUUUUGGAUUUGAAGUAAUAAAUAGAAAUGAGGUGAAAGAUAUUCCCAAAAAGAUUCUCGAAUUAAUUCCCAAUGGCCCAGACGUUGCUAUUGAUGCCACCGGUUUCCGAUUCACCACUACUAUGCUUCAAAAGGUAGAACGUGCUGUGGGUUUGGAGACGGAUUCAGCUGAUGUUGUAUUUGAAUGCUUCCAAAGUGUUCGAAAAUAUGGCCAUGUCUCCCUCAUUGCAGACUAUGUUGGAACUAGCAAUCAAUUCCCUAUUGGACAUAUCAUGAUGAAACAUUUGACGGUUCGUUCUGGCCAAUGCCCAUGCCAAAACUACUUUGACAGAGUAUUAAAAGCUCUAAGAUCCGGAGAGAUUAAUCCGGAAUGGAUGAUCACUAACAAGGUCAAGUUUGACGAUCUACCUGACGCUUAUGAGAAAUUGUUUUACAAACAAGAUGGAUAUCUCAAGAUUUUCUGUGAAUUGUAA
Molecule: messenger RNA, 1266 nt
Organism: Schizosaccharomyces osmophilus
Lineage: Eukaryota; Fungi; Ascomycota; Schizosaccharomycetes; Schizosaccharomycetales; Schizosaccharomycetaceae
Gene: fmd2
Product: glutathione-dependent formaldehyde dehydrogenase Fmd2
Exons: 1
Coding region: 1-1266 (421 amino acids)
Molecular function (GO): zinc ion binding; oxidoreductase activity
Source: RefSeq, a predicted model, not a curated record